AUGUCUAACGGAGAUGUUCGAAAGGUCUCCUUACAGGAUAUACAGCUGGUCCAAAAUCUUAUCGAAAGGUGCCUUCAGCUUUACAUGAGCCAGAGUGAAGUCGUGAAUACCCUAUUGCACCAGGCAAAAAUCGAGCCUGGUUUCACCGAACUUGUUUGGCAAAAGCUUGAAGCCGAAAACCAGGAUUUUUUCCGAGCAUAUCAUCUGAGACUAAUUGUGAAGGAGCAGAUAUUGCGAUUUAACCAGUUGCUUGAGCGACAGGUUGCACUUAUGCGCCAAAUUAGUCAGCCUGAAGUUGUUUCCAUUUCUCACUCGAAUGGGUCCCAAAUUCUACCAACGCACAAAAACACAGCAUACCAUUCCCCAAAACCUUCGGUACAGUCGAUAAAGCCAGAAAAUCUGCCCCAACAACAAGUCAUCAAUUCCAUUCCUAAUAUAUACACCAAUGGUACAGCCCACAUGCAACAGCCCAUGCACGUUGCAGUCAAUGUGCCAACGGGUGGGCCAGAAAAUAUGCUAUUGGGCCAAGGCCCGAAUGUGGGCUUGAUGCAAGGAUUGAAUGGGGGCCCGGUAAAAGCGGAAUGUGGCUACACAAGCGAUCAUCCCCCGCUCAUUUUUGGAGCUGAGAAUAGUCUCUUGGAUCCUCAUAACGCAAUUGGGGAUGCCUCGAGUUCUUUUAAUGGCGGGGAGUCGAGCUCACAGGCACUGAACGAGAUUUUGGACAAUGAGACGAGCUCAUUCGGGAUUUUGGGACAGAUGCCUCGAAACUUUAGCUUAUCGGACUUGACGGCUGAUUUUUCUAACAAUAAUGAUAUUCUGAGCUAUUCUCGAUCUCCAUUUUUGGGAACUGGUGCAAACUUCUUGGAUCCUCAUAUUGGGGGAGGACAGCAAGACAUGAGGAGGAGAGACUCGGUAUCAGAUGCUUUUAGUUACGAUGAUUUUGCCAGUGAUUGA
Messenger RNA from Striga hermonthica, 954 nucleotides. NCBI's taxonomy places the organism in Eukaryota, Viridiplantae, Streptophyta, Magnoliopsida, Lamiales, Orobanchaceae. The record is from the annotation of a GenBank genome assembly.